CCCCGGCGACGCGGCGUCUUCAUGGCGGGCUGCCCGUUGUUUGGCUCUGUGGGAGAGCUGAAGCUGGAAAAGAGAUUCCAAUCACUGCUAGUCAGGAGAGAGUGCUCGCUGUUGCUUCUGUUCACUGACCGGAGUUCGGAGCUGAGCCGCCGGAAACCACCGGAGAAUUGGGCCGCUGUGAUCUUAUCCUGCCAUCUGUUGUGCAAUCGAAGCUGCUUCAUUUACAGGGUUUAGGGAAGAGGAAUGGCUACAUUUCAUUCCUCGCAGCCUUUCAUCAGCCCGUCAGCUCAUCCUUCUGGAUAUCAAGGUGCUGAGGGGAUAGGUUCAGCAGCUGGGGACACAGGCUUACCCGUUACCCUUUUAAUUCGGCACCUUCCUGAAGCAAUACCUCAAGACACCCUUUCUAGACUGCUCUCACAUUAUGGUGCAUCGGCAGUUCGUCCUUGCACUUCUGGAAGAUUGAAGAGUUGUGCAUUUGUGGAUUUCGUAAAUGAACCAAUCGCCUAUCAAGCUCAACGUUCACUAAAUGGGCUUAGGUUUCUCGGUAAAGUUUUAAAAGUCGAAAGGGCUAGCAAUCCAAUUAAAGCAAACGAGGUUCAACACAAGGAGGGUCAAUCUACCAAGGAAGUCCAAUCAGAAAGUGGCACCUCAGCCAGUGAUAAAGGCGGAAACUCGAAAACAUCAUUUGUUCCGGCACAGGAACCUAUUGCUCCCAAACUGGGCAUAGAGUAUCCUUUUCCUCCUCACCUUGAGUAUGCUUAUCCUUCUCCGGAUGGAAAUAUUCUCACCAACAUCGUAAAUGCUCUAAUUGCUGUACCACGGUUUUAUACACAGGUGUUGCACUUAAUGAAUAAAAUGAACAUUCCAGCUCCGUUCCGAAUGGCCCUUCCUACUCCACCUCUACCACCAGCUGCACCUGCCCCUCCACCGCUGCCUCCGCCACCACCAGCAUCUACUGCUGCAAAGCCUUCCACAGAAGAUCUAUCUGAAAGAGAAUCAGAAACGGAAUCUUCAGGAGAGGAUGUUGAUGAGAUAGCCAUUGACUCUGAAUCAUCAAGAGUAGCAAGAUCUGGACGUAAGCGUGCAAGAAUAGAAGCUAUUGUUGGUCCUGCAGUCAAUAGGGAUGUCACUCAUGAGGAAGUUGGCGUGAAACCGGCGGCCUUGCUUCCUAAGGAGAUUCCCCUGAUAAAAAAGAACAACCCUGUCUUGCAGAUUAAAAUUGCACCUAAGAGGACAAAGGCUGAGCAGAAUGAUGAUGCGGAAGCUAGAGAAGAGAACGUACCGGAGAAAGAGAAGCUGAACGUGGAAUGGUUCGCAACAGCAGAAGACCUUGAGAGGGGGAAGUUACCAAUGGAAGAAAUUCUCUCUCUCCCUCAGUUUAAGAAUUACACCGCUGGGAAUCCCGCCCCUGUCCUUUACAUAAAGAAUCUGGCGAAAGAUGUAGUACAUGAUGAUUUCUACUUCAUAUUUGGGUCUCUAUUUGCAAGUAUGGAUGAGGCAAAGUCCAAUCUCCAUGUGAAGCUAAUGCAGGAGGGAAGGAUGCGAGGUCAAGCUUUUGUGACAUUUCCGUCAGUUGAACUUGCUCAGACAGCACUGAAUCUCGUGAAUGGCUACGUAUAUAAAGGAAAGCCGAUGAUCAUUCAAUUUGGGCGAAACGCGGCAGCGGCUAAAGUGAAUCCAACAGAUGCACCAUAAUUUGUCUGCAAUGUGAAGGGCUUCCACUUCCCUGCUGUAGAGAUUUAACUCCUACAAGUCCAUUUGGUGAUUUUUCUAUGUUGUAGCUCCUUGGACAAAUUUUGCUAGAAACUAUUCGGUCUUCUCUUAUUCGCUCUUCAACACCCGAUUUCCAUUUUACUCGAGGAAAGCACCCAUUGUAAUUUGUAAAGAGAUCGCGAUGCUCAUGUAAAUUUUUCAAGCGGCAACUGAAAUGUAACUUUAUCAUUUUGAUCUUUCACCGUUCGAGAGUA
This is a messenger RNA of Punica granatum (pomegranate), 1967 nucleotides long. The record is from RefSeq and is a predicted model, not a curated record. Lineage: Eukaryota; Viridiplantae; Streptophyta; Magnoliopsida; Myrtales; Lythraceae.